This is a messenger RNA of Arvicola amphibius (Eurasian water vole), 5170 nucleotides long. RefSeq names its product zinc finger protein 585A (gene Znf585a). Gene Ontology annotation, cellular component: nucleus. Bases 246 to 2783 code for a protein of 845 amino acids. The transcript has 4 exons. Lineage: Eukaryota; Metazoa; Chordata; Mammalia; Rodentia; Cricetidae. The record is from RefSeq and is a predicted model, not a curated record. Gene Ontology annotation, biological process: regulation of DNA-templated transcription; positive regulation of reciprocal meiotic recombination. Gene Ontology annotation, molecular function: histone H3K4 methyltransferase activity; RNA polymerase II cis-regulatory region sequence-specific DNA binding; histone H3K36 methyltransferase activity.
GUGGCCGUGGUCCCGGAAGGUGGUUUCUGGCCCGCGCUGCAGCUGUUGAGUAUUUCUGUUGUUAAUUCUGUUAAUAACAAGAAGUCUUCGGGGAUGAUUCCGGAUUCUUGGUAUCUCUGUGGGGCCUCCUUACAAGAUCUUCCGCCAGACUUCAGAUUACUUCGUCCACACAUCUCUGACUGAUUUCAUAGAGAACCAGUAAGCUUCUGGUUGCUGAGAGAACAGGGUCGAGACCCAGGGUGACCAUGUCAAGCAACUGUACUUCAACUCAGGAAGCUACAUCUUUGGCACCAGGGGAUCGUGGAAGCUUGUGUGAGAGAUCAGUGUCCUUCAUGGAUGUGUCUAUAGAUUUCAGCAGAGACGAAUGGCAGCACCUAGACCCCGGUCAGAGAAGCCUCUACAGGGAUGUGAUGCAGGAGACCUACAGUCACCUACGCUCAGUAGAAGAAUUGCAGCAAAUUGGUGGCCAGAAAGAGACCUGUCAGCAAAUAGAAAAUAAAUCGGCAAGUGAUGUUAUCUUCAUCAAGAAGACACUGGAUACAAAGAGUCAUUGUGGAUCUAAGGUCAUUAGAAAAAUAAUUCAUGUGAACCCGUACAUUGUUCUGCCUCCCAAAAGACCCCAUCAGUGUGACUCACUUGGGGAUGAUCUGAAGCAUAAUUUAGAAUUACAGAGUCAUAAUGAAAAUAACGGGCCAAAGAGAACUAAAAAGAUUACUGAAUAUGAUAAAAUUUCAUCUUAUACCAAUGCUGACCAUACUUUAACAGGAAAGAAAUUAUGGGACCAAAAUCAAUGUGGAAAAGCCCUCAAUUAUGAACAAGUACCUUAUCAAUAUCAGAAAAUUUAUAUUGGAGAGAAUUCAUAUGAAUGUGCUGAAUUUGGAAAGCUCUCCACCCAGAAGUCACAGUUCAAAGUACAUGUGAAAUCUCAUACAGGAGAAAAACUUUAUGUAUGUGUUGAAUGUGGGAAGGCAUUCUCACAGAAGCCAGAAUUCAUUACACAUCAGAAAACCCAUACUAGAGAAAAACCCUAUAAAUGCAAUGACUGUGGAAAGUCCUUUUUCCAAGUCUCUUCUCUCUUCAGACAUAAGAGGUUUCACACUGGAGAAAAGCUCUAUGAAUGCAGUGAGUGUGGGAAAGGCUUCUCCUACAACUCAGACCUCAUUAUUCAUCAGAAAAUCCACACAGGAGAGAGACAUCAUGCGUGCACUGAGUGUGGCAAAGCCUUCACUCAGAAGUCCACACUCAAGAUGCACCAGAAGAUCCACACAGGAGAGAGAUCCUACAUAUGUAUCGAGUGUGGACAGGCUUUCGUCCAGAAGACACACUUGGCUGCACACCGAAGAAUUCACACUGGAGAGAAGCCAUUUGAGUGCAGUUACUGUGGAAGGUCCUUCAUUUCCAAGUCACAGCUCCAGGUCCACCAGCGAAUUCACACAAGAGUGAGGCCCUGUCUGUCUGCUGAGUAUGGGGAAAUCUUAAGCGGUAGUUCCAACCUCAUUGCACAUAAAAAAGCUCAAGUAAGAGAGAAAUCUUCCAUCUGCACGGAAUGUGGGAAGGCCUUUACCUAUAAGUCAGAAUUAAUCAUUCACCAGAGAAUUCACACCGGAGAGAAACCUUAUCAGUGUAGUGACUGUGGAAAAGCCUUCACCCAGAAGUCAGCUCUCACAGUGCACCGAAGAAUCCAUACAGGAGAAAAAUCAUAUGUGUGCAUGAAAUGUGGGCUGGCUUUCAUCCAAAAGGCACACUUGGUUGCACACCAGAUAAUUCAUACUGGAGAAAAACCUUAUAAAUGUGGUCAUUGUGGAAAACUCUUUACGUCCAGGUCCCAACUCCAUGUACACAAACGAAUUCACACAGGGGAAAAACCAUACAUGUGCAGUAAAUGUGGGAAAGCAUUCACUAACAGGUCAAAUCUCAUCACACAUCAGAAAACACAUACAGGAGAAAAAUCCUAUGUGUGUUCAAAAUGUGGAAAGGCCUUCACUCAGAGGUCAGACCUGAUGACACACCAGAGAAUUCAUACCGGAGAGAAACCAUAUGUCUGCAGUACCUGUGGGAAAGCCUUUACUCAGAAAUCACACCUCAAUAUACACCAGAAAAUUCAUACUGGAGAGAGACAGUAUGAAUGCCACGAAUGUGGAAAAGCCUUCAAUCAGAAAUCAAUACUGAUUGUGCAUCAGAAAAUUCAUACAGGGGAGAAACCCUACAUAUGUACUGAAUGUGGGAGAGCUUUCAUCCGAAAGUCAAACUUCAUCACCCACCAAAGAAUUCAUACUGGAGAGAAACCUUACGAAUGCAAUGACUGUGGGAAGUCCUUUACUUCUAAAUCUCAGCUCCUGGUGCACCAGCCAAUCCACACAGGGGAGAAACCUUAUGUGUGUGCCGAAUGUGGGAAAGCCUUUAGUGGCAGGUCAAAUCUCAGUAAGCACCAAAAAACUCACACAGGGGAGAAACCGUACGUCUGUUCGGAAUGUGGGAAGACCUUCAGACAGAAGUCAGAGUUGAUUACACAUCAUAGAAUUCAUACUGGAGAGAAGCCUUAUGAGUGUAGUGACUGUGGGAAAUCUUUCACUAAGAAAUCACAGCUUCAAGUACAUCAGCGCAUUCAUACAGGAGAGAAGCCUUACGUGUGUUCUGAAUGUGGGAAGGCCUUCACUGAUAGGUCCAACUUAAAUAAACACCAAACAACACACAGUGGAGAUAAACCUUAUAAGUGUGUAAUCUGUGGAAAAGGCUUUGUUCAGAAGUCGGUGCUCAGUGUGCAUCAGAGUAUUCACACUUAAACAUUAUGAGGAAAAACUCACUGAGGUCUUACUGUAAUCAUUGUUUCUGUGAAAUGGGAUACUAUGUAUAUUAUUGUAAAUAAAAAUGCCCAUGUGUCAGUGCUACACAUUACUGCUCAGAAAAGGACCCCAGAGAAGGUACCUAAAGGGAUUAUGGAGAAGGACCUUUCUACAUGCCAAGAAGAAACUGCAUCCAUUUGAUACAAUAGAAACUUUCUCAUGAAAAAUUCAGUGGCACACAAUUACCAAGUUCUUCCCAAGGAUGACUGUUAACUCAUGUUAAUGAGAAUACUGUUGGUGGGAUAGGUAUAGUGCCCACUAAUUGAAUGAAAAAACCAUGUAAUAUACAUGAUGGUGAUAGUCUUUUUUUUCUGUCAGUUAUUUGUUGCAAACAUUAACAGACCUGUGGGUGUGUUUACAUUCUUGGUGGAGUCUAACAUAUCUAUACAUACCCAGUACUUCUGCUGAGAGACAUAUACUACAGGACAGGGCAUGGCAUUUCAUGUCUGUAAUUCCAGCCUUUUGGAAGGGCAGAGGCAGGAGGGUCACCAUGACUUCAAGGCUAGUCUAAGCUACAGGGUAAGACCCUAUCUCAAAAAUGAGAAAGACCACAAUAAAAACAUAUACUAACAAAAACUUCAGAGUGUAAGUGGAUUCUCAUUGUCAUUUAUACCAGGACCUGUAACCCACUUCCUAAGGUACCAGUUGUCAGUGUUACAGCUCUGGAGGGAAGGAUUAUUCUGGCCAUCAAAAGCCAGGCUAUACCUACAGCUCAAAAGGGAAAGGUAUCCUGGCUGUUAGAAGCCAGACUAUACCUGUAAAUGUUACAGCUCUGAAGGGAAAGAUAUCCUGGCCUUCAGAAGCCAGGCUAUACCUCUAAGUGUUAUAACUGAAGAGAAAUGUAUCCUGGUUAUCGGAAGAAGUAUCUAUAACUCUGAAGGGAAAGGUAUCCUGGCCGUUGGAAGCAUUGUUCUGAUAGUUUCCGCAUAGGAAUGUAGCAGUUCUGCUCCUCUCUGGGAGAGCGGUUAGUUGUCUGCUCCACUCUGCUAAGGGAGUUUCCCCACAGAAUGUAGCAGUUCUGCUCCUGUUCUUGCAAAAGUUGUUACUUCCGCUCCACUCUACUCCAGAGAAAGAAGGUCAUCCCUUAAACCUCUUUGAGAAGAUUUAUUGGGAGAGCAAAAUCCAGAAGUUUGGCUGCCUCUGCUGGGGUGGAAAAGGGCAACUCCCAACUGAAUAGAUAUAGGGCUUAUUUAGGGCUUCUUAGGGGUGGAGUUUUUUAGGGUGGGAAUUGGUCGGAUUUCAGUCCCUGAGCUUGACAACCUCAGAGAUUGGCUGGUUUUGUGCUCAGGGAUUGGUUGGUUUUGUGCUGAGUUGGUCAGGGCAGAGUAUGUUUCUUUGGCUCUGGUUUCAUGGCCAAAGUGUGUUUCUUUUGCUGGCUCUGAUUUCAGGGCCAGUUAAUUGGCUCUGGUCUCAGGAUCAGGGUGUAUUUCUUUGGUUCUGGUUUCAGGGUUAGGGUGUGGUUUUUUUUGGCUGACCUUUGCACCCUACACCAGUAAUAUCACCAAUAAUUACUUUCUGUUGACUGGGUGGUGGUGGCGCAUGCCUUUAAUCCCUGCACUUGGGAGGCAGAGGCAGGCAGAUCUCUGUGGGUUCGAGGCCAGCCUGGUGUACAAGAGCUAGUUCCAGGACAGGCUACAAGGCUCCAAAAGCUACAGAGAAACCCUGUCUCCAAAAACUAAAAAACCCAAAAACUUAAAAAAAAAAUGUUCUCAGGGCCCUGAAGGCUAGAAUAUUGGCCAGAGGCAAUGAGGAAAUUUAGAAGUAUAUGAUUUAUUGACAAGCUGAAAAGACAGCAAUCCCAUUGUUUGGAUUGGCCCAUAUCAGGUUUUAGCAAGUCCAGGACUUAUGGUUAUUUGGAGAAGUUUAUCAGCAAUUGAUGCUAGAGUGUGUUUGUCAGCCAAAUGGAAACCUGUUAAGACAUAUACAAACUGGGAACAGAAGUUAAAAUGUAUGAACUCAUCUGAAACUUAUAGUCUCAGUAAUUGAGGAUGGGGAAGGGUCCUAAGACCAGGAGAGAGAAAAUACCAUAAUCCUUUUAACUUGUGAGAAGUGAAGUAAAACAUUCCACAGCAUUCUUCCACAAUAAUCCCUGAGCCUUAAAAGGACAGGGUGUGAUACGCAUGUUCCAUUUGAGGAUGAGAAUUCUGCCCUUUUUUGUCCUUUUUGCUCUGUGCUUUGGCCAGUUGUGGAUGUUUGUAUUAAUCACAUAUACAGCAAACAGAAACUUCUCUGAUGAGCAUUAAGAGAUGCCUUAUCUAUUGCUGUGGGACAAUGGUUUUACCAGGUAAACAUUUGUUUCUUGUACUUGUUUAAUAAAACACUGAUUG